Messenger RNA from Asparagus officinalis (garden asparagus), 1005 nucleotides. RefSeq lists its product as uncharacterized. The coding region runs from base 61 to 684 and encodes 207 amino acids. The transcript is spliced from 2 exons. The record is from RefSeq and is a predicted model, not a curated record. NCBI's taxonomy places the organism in Eukaryota, Viridiplantae, Streptophyta, Magnoliopsida, Asparagales, Asparagaceae.
CGCUCUGGGCGGCCGCCUAGGCGCCCGCCUAGGCGGAGGCGGUGCCCAGAGCGUUCCAAAAUGCCCUGGGCGGCCGCGAUUAGGCGCUGCGAGCGCCUAGGCGGCCGCCCAGGGCUAAACGGGCCGAUUACACGGGCCGCUUCAAAAUUCCAGCCCAAAAAAAGCGCUGGGCGCUCCCAAGAACCCGAAACCCAAAAACAAAACCCGAAACCCAAAACCCAAAACCCAAACUCAAAAGUAAAAAAAUCUAUCCCUAAAUCUCUUACGGUUUCACCGACGCCGCCAGCAAAAGGAAAAAAAUCAAAAAUUGUCUUCGUCGCUUCGAUCUCGUGCUGGCGUUUCGAGCUCUUCUUCAACCUCGUGCUGGACUUUCGAGCUCAUCUUCAAUCUCGUGUUGGAGCUUCGUCUUCGAUCUCAACCCAAGUUCGGUCUCGUGCUGGAGCUUCGUCUUCGAUCUCCGCCAAAACCCUAGUUCGAUCUCGUGCUGGACUUUCGAGCUCGCCUUCAACCUCGUGCUGGACUUUCGAGCUCGUCUUCAACCUGGGAGCUCAUUUUCGAGCUCGUCGUUCUCAUCUCCAACUUCGAGCUCGUCGAUCUCAUCCUCAUGCUGGACUUGCGUUCUCAUCUUCAACCUGUGUGGGUUGCUUGAUUUUUUGGCUUGUGUUUAAGAGAAAUCUGUCUUGAUUGAUUGGAAAGGUAAAAUCUGUGUUGAUUGGAAAGGUAACGUCCCUAAAUCUCUUGAAUUUUCUGUAUGUUUAACUGUUUAAGAGAGAUAGUAAGUUUAAUCCGCUGAUGUUUCAUGUUUGGUAGAUUCUUAUUACUUGUGAGGAUUUUUUAUUAUAUGUUCUUCAAUUUAGCAGGCUAGCGAAGUUGAGAUUUAUUGUUUCAAGCUUAAGGAAAUUAACUGCACCUAACCACCUAUGACUGUCAUUUAGUAUGUAUGAAUCUUUGAUUGACUAUUAUAGUUUGGAUAGUAUAUGUGUUGGUAUUUUUGUAUUUAUGCGU